Molecule: messenger RNA, 303 nt
Organism: Abrus precatorius (Indian licorice)
Lineage: Eukaryota; Viridiplantae; Streptophyta; Magnoliopsida; Fabales; Fabaceae
Exons: 1
Coding region: 1-303 (100 amino acids)
Source: RefSeq, a predicted model, not a curated record
AUGAGUCUAAAUUGUCUCACAUGCGGCCACAUCCUUGAAAGGGUAAAUUCUGAUAAAGAGUAUCAUAACCCUGAAAUAAAGUCUCAUAGGAAAGUUCCUUUACAAGUUGAUAGAACUUGGUCAGGAAAACUGUCUCCACCCCAACGUCUAGGUGCGGCUAUGGCCAAGAUUAAGGCAGAACAUCAUAGACGCACGAAUAGUGCUGGGGAUAUUGGACCAAAAUUGAUAAGAAGUAGUGGGAUGAGAAGAGAUUGGAGUUUUGAGGAAUUGACUGGACAAGACAAAGGAGUUAGAUGCUAUUGA